This is a messenger RNA of Sinocyclocheilus anshuiensis, 2774 nucleotides long. RefSeq names its product ranBP-type and C3HC4-type zinc finger-containing protein 1-like. Lineage: Eukaryota; Metazoa; Chordata; Actinopteri; Cypriniformes; Cyprinidae. Gene Ontology annotation, molecular function: ubiquitin-protein transferase activity; ubiquitin binding. The transcript has 15 exons. Gene Ontology annotation, biological process: positive regulation of canonical NF-kappaB signal transduction; proteasome-mediated ubiquitin-dependent protein catabolic process; protein linear polyubiquitination. The coding region runs from base 419 to 2569 and encodes 716 amino acids. The record is from RefSeq and is a predicted model, not a curated record. Gene Ontology annotation, cellular component: LUBAC complex.
CCUAACCAGCCUAAACAGAAUUUUUGUGCAAUCAUGUAACUGUAACGACAGUUAACCUCACCACAGUCACAUUACGGUUACAGUUUCACGAGAUGAAAUUUAAGCUUGACAUGGAAAAUUGGGAUAUCCCCUACAUAAAAAAGCAGAGUGUAUGUGAGUAUGUUUUCAACAGGAGGCGCAGCGCCUCUCAUCGAGUAAAAUGUCUGUUUCUGCUUGAGCCGUGUUUCUUCCUGCUCUGACGCUGGGCUGCCCUCCCAUCAGAAACUAAAACAAAGAUGACAAGGCCGCUACUUCUGUGUAUGUGUCCGGAUCAGGGAGUCGUAGGAUAUCUCCAAACAUCAUAUUAGCACACAAACCCGGCUGGUACUGAAGUGUCAACACGAUACAUUCCCGCCUGAAGUAGUCAGUCGGCGGCGGCAUGUCGCUGAGCUCAGGCGGGUGGACUCACACACCUCCGCCGGCCCAGUCUUCAUCGUCUCAUGUCGGCCAUGAGGCCUCGCAAUCGGUCUGCAGCACUGUUUUGAUGUCGGUGAAGGUGUCAGUAUGCCACUCAGGUAUACGACCGCUUUGUCUCCCCGGGGCCGGAGACGAUUCUCUCCGCCUACAGCUGAGCAUGGACCCGGGGAAGGCAGGGGAAUUCCGCCUCGCGUUACGGGACAUCAGCGGAACAGCGGCUGGACGCAGCGUGUCCAUUGCUGAGUUCGACCUCAAGACUGUUCUCUAUGAAGUCAAGUCCCCACAGUGCCAUGAACUGAGUUUGGCAACACCACCACACGAUCGUAUCACUUUCAACUUCCGCUGUGAGCAGGAAGCACAGGAGUGGGCCACUGUGGUGAUGUCAUCACUCCGUGAGGCACACAGAGUGGCGAUUUGUUCCUCCACUGAAGAAAGACAGCUACCUCCUCAGCCUCUGGAUACGCAGAGCAGUGCGCCCAUGCCACGCACAGAAGAGAUAUGUGCGGAGCUGGUUAGCGCAAUAGAGGCAGGUGAUGUUCGGGCGGCAUAUGUCUGUGCAUCAUCUUUAGCCAAACAGAAAGCUGCUCUGAGCAUUCAGCCAUCUAAACGAAAUUACACAGACACUGAAAUUAGCCUGGCUGUGGUAGUAGAAGAUGCAUCCUCUUCCUGUUGUGUCACAGUGAAAGUCAUCCCUCACUCCACAAUUGGUGCUCUCAAACAGCAGGUCUUCACAGACUAUGGUUUUCAUCCGCGCGUGCAACGCUGGGUCAUUGGCCAGUCUUUGUGCUCUGAUCACCGCUCUCUGGCUUCUUACGGAGUUCAGCAAGAUGGCGACACUGCGUUCCUUUAUCUAAUUUCUGCCCGUCAGGCCCGUCUCAGUCACGGGCUUUACCAACAAGAUCAGGAAAGUGCUUUGCUCAUGCCGGCUUUGGUGUCAACGACUAAUCAGCCCCACCAAGAAGCAGUUACCAAUGGGCCAACACUGAACACAGCCUCAAGACCAUACAGCACCCUGCCUACAAGACUUCAUAACAGCCAUAAUACCCUGAGUGACAGUGCGGGAGGUACAGAGAGGUUAGGUUUGGGUGAAAUUCGUGACCUCAUCAACCUUGAGCUGCCGCAGUUGAAUGAAGCCCUGGCGUCCAACAGAACAAGCACACAGCUGGGAUGGUCCUGCCCAACCUGUACAUAUAUUAAUAAACCGACACGUCCCGGCUGUGAAAUGUGUAGCGCAGACAGACCUGAAGGCUACACUGUUCCCGGCAACUACAGACCAGAUGCUGUGGAGCUAAGACGCAUUCAACAGGAAAAAAAAGCAAUAAGGCAGUACCAACAGGCCAGAGAAGCAGAACGCAGAGAGAACUUUGCACGUCUGGUGCGGAUAGACGGACAGGAUCUGGUUCCUAACCCAGACAGAGUGGAGUGCAGGAUCUGCUAUGUGGUGCUUGAACCUGGCGAGGGAGUCCUGCUCCGAGAGUGUCUCCACUUCUUCUGCAAAGAGUGUCUGCGCUCUGUGAUUCUGAUGUCAGAGGAUCCUCAGGUGGCAUGUCCAUACAGAGACGAGGCCUACGCCUGCGACUGCAUCUUGCAGGAAAGAGAAAUCAGAGCUCUGGUGUCAGUAGACGAUUAUGAGCGCUGGUUGCAGAGGGGUCUGUCUGUUGCAGAGUCUCGAUGUGAGGGCAGUUAUCACUGUGCUACAGCAGACUGUCCCGGCUGGUGUGUUUAUGAAGAUACUGUCAACACUUUCCACUGCCCAGUGUGCAGAAAACACAACUGCCUGCUCUGCAAGGCCAUUCAUGAAGGGAUGAAUUGUAAGCAGUAUCAGGAUGAUCUAACAGCUCGCGCCAUCGAUGACUCUGCAGCUCGAAGAACCAGAGACCUGCUGAAGACUCUUGUUAAUUCUGGAGAGGCGAUGCAUUGCCCUCAGUGCGGCAUCAUUGUGCAGAAGAAGGAGGGCUGUGACUGGCUUCGCUGUACUGUCUGCCACACUGAGAUCUGCUGGGUCACCAGAGGACCACGCUGGGGGCCCAAAGGUCCUGGAGACACAAGUGGAGGCUGCCGCUGCAAUGUCAACAAACAGAGAUGCCAUCCAAAAUGCCAGAACUGUCACUAAAGGGAAGAGCAGAGAGAAAGGAGGAGGUGGUCAAAACCCUGCUUCCAGGGAGUCCCACCUUGGUCGAAAUCUCGUUCCGGGGGGGGUGUGGGAUUUCGCGGACUAAAAAAAAACCAGUCCACGGCAGCAGUAUGAAAGUAGAUCAAUUCAUGGCAACACUGACGGACAUACACUUUGAGUGUGAGCUGACAUAUAUCAUCCACCU